CGCAAGUGAAACGCAGCGGCCACGGGAUCAUCAGCGGCGUCUGAAGCCUGAAGCAGAUGAAUCCCAGCCAAUCUGGAGUCGACUCCCCUUCUCUCGAGCCCCUUGCAUGUCUAGACGCCGUCACACGUACCAAGAUGGCUGCAUCGACACGCCUGGCGCCGCCCAGCGACAUCCCAACUUCGGCUGGCAGCACGUCAGACGACGAUGACGACACCGAGUUCGGGCUGCGCGCAGAUGACAGCCCGACGGGUCAGCAGGAUGAAUACGAGCAGACGGAGUCUUUGCUGGUGCCGUCCCCUCAGUCCAAGACGCAGCGCGAGGCUCGGCAGUCGUCUCGGAGGGCCAGCAGCCCUCGCCGAAGGAGAAGGAAGAACGAGUGGUGGCUUUUCGGUGAGCGGCUGCGGGCGUAUGGCGGCUUCCUCCUGGGCAAGCUGGAGAUGCAUUCUGUCGGCGAGUUCAUGCGGACCAUGGCUUGUCGGAUGUACUACUCGCAGAGGGCUAAGUAUGUCUAUGGCGGCGUGCUGCUGCUGAGCUUCGUGUUGCUGACACAGAGCCUGUGGAUGGACGACGCCGCCACCAAUGGGGUGCUGGGGGUGCUCAUGUUCGUGGCGGAGCUGUUCGUCACAUUCAUGCUCAAUCUGGAGGUCACGAUGCGCAUCCUCAUUCUGGUACGCGGCACACAGCACAGUUCAGAGACUGUCCGUCCACUCGACUCACUCUCUGUAUGUGUGUGGACGUCGGUCGUCUUUGUGCAGGGACGGGACUUUUUCCGGCAGCGGUCGAACGUGUUUGACCUGGCACUGGCGGUGUCGUGUGUGGUGCUGCUGGUGCUGGGCCACCUGACGGACUUGGACGACACAUUAGAGCAGCCGGUGGAGGACCUUUUCCUGCAGUCGCUCAUGCUCUUCCGCUACGGCGUGCAAUUGCUGUGCAUCGUCACCAUCUGGUCAUCAGCCAAACGACCACGAGUAAGCAGAGCAGACAGAGAACCACAACGUCGUCCCGCCCUUUGCUGACGGAGAUGCUGUGUCUUCCUUGGCGUCAUGGUCUGUGCCGUGUGUGCAGUUGCCUGAGGACGAUAUAGACUUCACGAGAAUGGCGCAGAUAUCCCGAAGAAAGGAUGACGCAGUCUGAUGGAUCGAUGCGUUUAUCGAGGGGAGAGGGUGUGGUGUGCUAAGCCGAGGGGAGCAAGGGAGGGAUAUCGCAUGUAGCUAGCGGGCCGAUGGAUGGAUGGAGUACUUUUUAGGAAGGACUCAGUGCAAACGGGAGCCGUGUGCGUCAGACCGAUUGAUUGUGUAUGUACAGAUUGUCUGUCUGCCUGCAUACAAACGUAUCCUUGUCCAAACCCAUUCAUUAAUGUGUGGUCUCACGCUGGCAUUGAGCUG
This is a messenger RNA of Vitrella brassicaformis, 1385 nucleotides long. The record is from the annotation of a GenBank genome assembly. Lineage: Eukaryota; Vitrellaceae.